AUGUCCAACCUAACACUAGCAAGUCACAAAAGGAUACUUACACGGUAUACUAACCAAUUACAAAAAGUUCUAACCCGAUUCAAAGACGCGAAGUUAGAAGAAAUCAGUAUUCUAAACCUGCAAGAUGAGAUAACGCCCACCGUUAUUCACACAAGCCUACAGAAGUUAGAAGAAGGAGUUGUAGCCCUGGAAAACAUGACUUCAAAGAUUCAGCAUGCUCUAGACGAACUCACUACCAUAUUCGAAAAGACACACGCGACAAUACCGAAUAUUGAAGACGUGUUCGCACAGUACUCGAGUGCCACUGAAGAGGCGAUUGGCAACAUUUUCGAAUGCCUUGUACUCCUUCAUGCUCAGAUCCAUGGCUUCAAGCCUCACGCUGAGCUUCUCAACACAUCUCACAAACCCUCUACUACGAACAGUGGCAAAGAUGAAUCCACCGUCACUGCGGUCAUGAAAAAUCUGGAGCCACACAUUCAAUGCCGACAGGCAAAACUACGCAAAAGCCAUAGAAUUUCUUACUAA
Angiostrongylus costaricensis is the source of this 525-nucleotide messenger RNA. The record is from the annotation of a GenBank genome assembly. NCBI's taxonomy places the organism in Eukaryota, Metazoa, Nematoda, Chromadorea, Rhabditida, Metastrongylidae.